Carcharodon carcharias (great white shark) is the source of this 3185-nucleotide messenger RNA. It is a transcript of the gene gnmt, whose product is annotated as glycine N-methyltransferase. NCBI's taxonomy places the organism in Eukaryota, Metazoa, Chordata, Chondrichthyes, Lamniformes, Lamnidae. Gene Ontology annotation, cellular component: cytosol. The coding region runs from base 108 to 992 and encodes 294 amino acids. Gene Ontology annotation, molecular function: glycine N-methyltransferase activity; S-adenosyl-L-methionine binding; glycine binding. Gene Ontology annotation, biological process: S-adenosylmethionine metabolic process; protein homotetramerization; one-carbon metabolic process. The transcript is spliced from 6 exons. The record is from RefSeq and is a predicted model, not a curated record.
CACUAAAGUUUUGGUCACGGCUGAAAGUUUUGUGGGAAGCGGCCGGUCGGUAACGACUCGCUCUGCGUCCCAGUUCUCAGCCUCUCCCUCACCCCCCGACCUCAGGGAUGGUGGACAACGUGUACCGGACCCGUUCGCUCGGGGUCGCGGCUGUCGGCUUGCCUGACCAGUACGCGGACGGCAAAGCAGCAAAGGUCUGGCAGCUCUACAUCGGUGACACUAGGAGCAGGACAGAGGAGUACAGGAGCUCCGUGGUGCAGCUGCUGCGCCAGCACAAGUGUCAGCGGAUCCUGGAUGUGGCGUGUGGCACCGGAGUGGAUUCCAUAAUGUUGGUGGAAGAAGGCUUCACCGUGGUGAGUGCAGAUGCCAGUGACAAAAUGCUGAAAUAUGCGUUGAAAGAAAGAUGGAACCGACGGAAAGAAGAAGCAUUUGAUAAAUGGGUGAUCGAAGAAGCUAACUGGUUGACGUUGCCUCGUGACAUUCAGAAGCCGGGUGAUGGAUUUGAUGCUGUCCUUUGUUUAGGAAAUUCGUUUGCACAUUUACCAGACCUCAGAGGCGACCAGAGUGACCAGAAGCUGGCACUGAGGAACAUUGCCAGCAUGGUGAAACCAGGCGGGAUUUUAAUCAUUGACCACCGGAACUAUGAUGCUAUCUUGGAAACUGGCCAAGCGCCGAGAGGCAAAAAUAUUUACUACAAGAGUGAUCUUACCAAAGACAUAAACACCUCUGUGCUGUAUGUCAACAACAAACCUCACAUGGUGACAUUGGAUUACACUGUUCAGCUCCCAAACCAGGACAACGAUGGACAUCCAGAUGUGAGCACCUUCCGCCUGUCCUACUAUCCUCACCGCGUGGAAGCUUUCACCGAGCUACUGAAGAAUGCUUUCCAAGGAAAAUGUCAGCACAACUUGUACGGUGACUUUAAACCCCACAAGCUCGGCCAAGAUUGUGCUCCAUGCUAUUUUAUCCAUGUCAUGAAGAAGACUGCUUGAGCACCGUCUCUCCAGCAAGAUUGAGACUUUGACCCUGGAAACCCCAGGGGUAGAAAAUGUGCAGUUACAGAACAACAGCAACAAAAAGAAAAAAUGCAUGGAGGGAAAGAGUAAGACCAAAAACAGAACUGGGGGGGGGGGGGGGGGAUAAAACAUUAUUGUAGCAGGUUGUAUGUUCAUGUCUUUUAAUUAGCAAUUGGUGUAAAUCAUGGAAAGGAUAACCACUAUAAUUAUAUUGUAAUUAGUAAAAGCAUAACUGACUGUGUUGGCUGUUGUCCCUGUACCAGACCCAGACCCAAAGCUGCCAAUAUCGGCCAAAUGUUGGAGUGAUAUUCAUAAUCAGAAAGAAGGACUGCACUCCACUCACCCUCCUCCCCUCCCCCCACCGACCAACUCCCAUCUCCUGAAAGUGGUGAUGCCAGGCAGGCAACAGAUCAGUGUGAACCACAAGCCCCUCGCGCUGUGCCCAGGAGUCUUAAUCUGUGAGGCAAGAAAGCAAAUGUACACACAUUCAUCCAUUGUUGCCCAGUGAGAACUGCUAAUUUAACCCAAGAUUUUCCAAUAUUUAAAUGUUUACUUUAGCACGUGAUGGGAACACUUCUGCGGUUCUGUGAUGCUGCUUCAAUUGUCUUGUGAGUCAAGGAAGAUGAGUUGAGCCACAGAAGUUGCACCAUAUCCACCAGAAAACCUCAGCUUGUCCAACAAUCCACCUCAGCAAAGAUGAAGUGAGCUCUUUCACAAGAUUGUGUUUGUUCCUCAAGGGCAUGAGUGUGCAAACUGAUUUUGAAGUUGCUGUCAGACUGUUUGAUUGGCCAUUGUAUGAACAAGAAAAACACAGUGCCAGAAACUACCAACUUGUAUCGCAAGAGAGCUACAAUGAAAAAAGACCAAUGACCCAUCUUAGCACAUCCAUCCAGAAACCAAUCCUACAGACCACCCAUCACAGCAUCCAACUGCUUAUUAAAUAAUUACUACUAUUUUUAUCCCCAACUACCCCACUUGUAAGUCCUUUCCCAAAUGUUGAUCACUCUUUGUGUGACUAAUUUCGUGACUUCAAUGCUAAUUUUCCCUUUGCCUCUUUAACCCAGUGACCCCAUGCCCCCAACUUGUCGUGCCCUGCUUUAGUUUUCCAGACAUAUGUUUUCUUUACUAGUCACUAUCUUCAAUAUUUCUAAGUGCUUCCUUUUCCAGCAAGGAAGCCAUCCUGUCUCAUAAUUCAGCUCAUGUCCCCAGGGACCAGCCUUACAUAGUGUAUCCUGGGAUUAAGAAGCUCCCUUGUUGCCUUUGUGACAAAAAUAAUGUUAAGGUAUGGUGUGGUUACAGUACAGAAAAGUUGCAGUGUGACAUCCUCCAAUUUAUUGUAUUUUGGCUAAAUAGUUCACCAUGCUAUAGGAGUGAGCCGACCAGUUGACAGCAAUGUUUAGCAUCAAACCUGUCAUGUUUGAGAAUGUAAAAUCACUGAGGCUUGCAGGCCCAAAUGACAACACGCACUUUUUAAGCCUAUAACAAUUAUUAUUAUUAGUGUUGCUAUUGAAAAGCACCAUGAAACUUCUCAGGCAUGAACUCUAACCUGAUGCAUUGUGAAGAAAUGAAUAUACUUGCUGUACAUCAGAGAUUCCUGUUUCUGACUAUGGUUGAUACAAACUGUGGUUCAUGUUUGGUUAUUUAAAGGUAGAGCCUUUAUUGUCCAAUCUUGAGUCCCCGGCACUCAUCCAUACUCAGUAGAGCCUGAAAUAUAAAAUCCAGGGCCUGGGCUAUUUUCUCCCUCAUCCUUUCAUUUCAUCACUGACCUCUUGCUUGGCUGGAGCCUCUGGGUUUUGGUUGUUCCAGGUCUAUGAGCUACCUGUUAUCACAUAUUGAGCACAAAGCUUGCUGACUCUGUUGUAAUGAGACUCGAACCCAAAACUGCACAGUCUACUGAGGGGAUGCACUGCUAACUUCGUUCUCAUUUUGAGCCAAGAAGGUGGCAUGCCAUAUUAGAUUUAGUAAAGAGUGUGCAGCCAGAUUUAGCUAACAGCAUACCACUGUGUAAACAAGUCAAUGAAGGAAUGUCAAGGAAGGAACAAGUCAAGGAAUGAAACCGGAUGGACCAUCUGGCAAGGACCUAGACACCGGAAAUGACAACAGCAAACUCAGCUCUGUCGACCCUGCAAAGUCCUCCUUACUAACAUCAGUGACACUUGUGCCAAAAUU